Messenger RNA from Trichoderma asperellum CBS 433.97, 399 nucleotides. The record is from RefSeq and is a predicted model, not a curated record. Lineage: Eukaryota; Fungi; Ascomycota; Sordariomycetes; Hypocreales; Hypocreaceae.
AAAGGGAUCAGCAACCAAAGAUCCACUGAGAUCAAAGUCGAGGGAGACGCCCCCCGGCUUAGGCUAAGCUUAGCGCCCAAAUGCCACCUGAAGACCGACGCAGCGGGCGACCUGCUCAAGGGUCCAAAGAAGUUCAAGCGCCUCAGCCCGGCAGGGGAGACCCUGAUGGGUAAUGACGAGAAUGCUCGAAAAAGAUGUUUGGUAAUGAGGGGCACUGGCCACCUUCGGAGGAAGAAGGGGAAAAAAAAGGGAAAAAGUGCAGGUCAUAAAAUGGUGGAUGAUAUGGGAAAGGGGGUAAAUGCAUCAACUGAGAUCGACACAGGGGGUACGGGGACUCGGGCACCUCAGAUUGCAGGGGUACUGCUUAGCCCAAUGGCGGCGCGCAGCCUGCUCGCCUGA